UUAAUAAAAGAGGCAGACUUGUUUUUCACACAAACUAAAAGAAGCACUAUGGAAACAAAAAAGAAAAGUAGUCUGUUGCCCAACGCAUCUUCUCGAGCAAUGCAUAAGUUAGUCUCAGGACUUCAUCCUGUCAGCCAAGGCUCAAGACACAUGUUGAGCUUCACUGGUUCACACAGCCGAAGAAGUUCCAUCAUGGCCGGUGGCAGCAACAGGAGACACAGGACCCUGGAGAAGACCACCGAGGAAGCCCCCAGGAGAGUAAAGGUGUUGGACGAUCAUGGCCAUGACGUCGCUCCUCAGCAAGUGAAUGAAGCAGAGCCAGGAGACAUGAAGGCCAAACCAGACAGAAUCAUCCUGGACGAAAUCUUUUCCAGCUCAGGAUCGGACCAUUUUAAAUCCACUUCAAGCUUCAGUGUGCAUGCUUUCAGCUCAAUUUGGAGUAGCACCCUUCCUUCUAGCCAGUCUACCUCAGCGUCACUGACUGAGGAUUGUUAUUAUAAACGGGACAUACCAAUAAACCCUCCCGCUACAAGCGAUGUGCCUAGGAAAGGAGACAAUGUCAAACACGUUGUGACCGAGGAGAUGUUGGAUGAGGAAGUUUACGUCUGCCUCUCUGAGACAGAAAUCAUUUCACUGCUGGAAAUCCCCUGCACCUUCAUGUCAGAGGACGCUGAUGAUGCAGAAGCUAUGAAAGAAAAAAACACCCAAUAUGCUGAGCUCUGCAGGAACAGAAUGGGUAACGAUAAGUAUGUGGAACGAUCGAUGCAGACAUCCAAUGGGACAACAAAAAAGAUACGGAUCCAGACUGACAAGAUUGAGAUGAUAGAUGAAGGCACGAUGGCUUCUAUCUGGGACAUCUAUGACUCUUUCUGCGUCCAAAAUGAAACCCAAAAAAACGAAAAGGCAGACAACACAGAAACAGCUGUGAACACCAUCAAAGGUCAAGAGAAGAGAUCAGAGAAGAGCAGCAGCAGCACAGUCUGCACAGGCAGCACAGUUAGCUCAGCGUUAGAAUUGGAAAUGAGCGAGAACAGUUCAAACACGGAGGCUAACUCACAGCUGAUCCUGUUGUCAGAGACGUUUGAAAAAAGCUUAUUAGUGAUGGAGAGGAUCGUCUUGACAAACGUCUUUCAACCCAGGCUGGCUGCUUACAGACAGCUGCCCAUACUAGAAGACCCUGACAGCACAGUGAAGCCUGGGAUAGAGGAACAGAGCGACGGGGGUGAGGGGAGCUCUUCAUCUCCAACUCUUGAGCGUCUCUGGGCUUUCAGCUGUGAACUCACCAGAGGACACAACAUCACCUGCAUGGCCUGGAACAAGGACAACCAGGAUAUUCUGGCAGUGGGAUACGGUGACUGUGACCCCGAGGCCCAGACGCCAGGUCUGAUCUGCUGCUGGUCCCUCAAAAACCCCACGUGGCCGGAGCGAGUCUUCCAGUGUAAGUGUUGUGUGACGUCUCUGGAUUUCUCUGCCAAUAACCCCGGCCAGCUGGCUGUGGGGAUGUUAGACGGCACUUUAGCCAUCUACAAUGUCCAGAGGAGGAACGUCACAUGUAUCACCGACAGCAGUGAAUGUCACAAAAAGCACCUGCACCCAGUGUGGCAGGUCCGCUGGUCCAAACAGGAGAUGGCGCUCUCAGGCGAGGACAGGGUGGAGGCUCUGGUUGCUGUGUCGGCAGAUGGCAGGGUCACCAAGUGGCUCCUCUCCAGCAAUGGUCUCGACUGCAUAGACCUGAUGAAGCUAAAGAAGAGUCAGAAGUUGAAGAAAGCUGCGGAAAACAAGAAGAAGACAGAACGCAUUAUUUCAGCCAUGACUCCUGGUUUCUGCGUGGACUUCCAUCCCAAAGACUCCAGUAUCUACCUGGCCGGCACAUCGGAGUGCCUCAUCCACAAGUGCUCCGUCUCCAACAGUCAGAACGUCCUCCACACUUACAAAAAACACUUUUGCCCUGUGAACCAUGUUGAGUGGUCUCCUUUCAGUCCUGAUGUGUUCCUCAGCUGCUCCUCUGAUUGGACCAUCCAGCUGUGGAAGCAGGACUGCUCCGACCCGGUGAUGAGCUUCAAAUCCACCCAGAGGGCCGUGUCCACCGUCAGGUGGUCCCCAAACUCCUCCACCGUAUUUGCAGCCAUUAACGGCGAGAUGGUGGAGAUCUGGGACUUGAAUUUGAACAUCAUGCUCCCAACCGUCGUGCACCGUGCUGCCGUGGCUGUGACGUCCCUGCUGUUCGCCUCAGGGACAGACUGCGUGUUGGUGGGGGACACUGAGGGGGAAGUGACCGUCUACCAGCUAAAGAACCUCGGUGUGGGAAGAGACAAGCAGGUGGAAAGUUUGGAAGACACCAUUAGCUUUGUGGUUUCCAGGUAGCUUUAGAAAGUGGGCUCUUAAACUGCCAUAUUUAUAUUAUCAAACAGUAUAAUUGUAACACUAGCAGAACAUUUGUGUUAUACUAUUUAAUGCUAUUUUGUUAGUUUAUUUAUAAUAUAUUUUGUAAAUUGAAGGAAAGUCUAGAAAGGUAUAAAAUACAUGUUUAAUUCAAUAUCUAUACAUUGUCAUAUCUUUAUCAACAAAACAAAUGCAAAGGAUAACAAUCUAUAAAAUGCCAUUUCAGCUGAUGGAAAAUAAAAUACAAAUGUUUUUGAAAAAGAUCUGUAGAGACAUAUUUUAGGGAUUCUUA
Messenger RNA from Trematomus bernacchii (emerald rockcod), 2674 nucleotides. It is a transcript of the gene wdr78, whose product is annotated as WD repeat domain 78. The transcript has 17 exons. Bases 49 to 2364 code for a protein of 771 amino acids. NCBI's taxonomy places the organism in Eukaryota, Metazoa, Chordata, Actinopteri, Perciformes, Nototheniidae. Gene Ontology annotation, molecular function: dynein light chain binding; dynein heavy chain binding. Gene Ontology annotation, biological process: cilium movement. The record is from RefSeq and is a predicted model, not a curated record. Gene Ontology annotation, cellular component: axonemal dynein complex.